Molecule: messenger RNA, 1212 nt
Organism: Vicia villosa (hairy vetch)
Lineage: Eukaryota; Viridiplantae; Streptophyta; Magnoliopsida; Fabales; Fabaceae
Exons: 2
Coding region: 22-1149 (375 amino acids)
Source: RefSeq, a predicted model, not a curated record
CCUCCCUCGUUUUUUGACAUAAUGGUUCAUCUAGUCGUGCAUCUUGUGAAAGAGACACAAUUGUGCGGACCAGCUUAUAUGAGAUGGAUGUACCCUGCUGAACGUUAUAUGAAAAUAUUAAAAGGGUACGUGAAAAACAGAAGUCGACCGGAGGGCUGUAUUGCGGAACGAUACGUUGUUGAAGAAGCGGUUGAGUUUUGUACUGAAUAUCUGUCAAAUGUUCAAUCUAUUGGACUCCCUAAGUCUCAUAUUGUCGAAAAAAAAGAAGGAAAAAGGCUAAUUGGAAAUAAAGUUGUGACAGUAUCAAUGGUCGAACGGGAUCAAGCGCACUUGUAUGUUCUGCACAAUGAGAUUGAGGUUGAGCCGUAUGUUGAAAUGCACAAGAUUGUUCUCCGAGAUUUAAAUCCAAAUAGAAAUGAGAACUGGAUAGUACGAGAGCACAAUCGAAGUUUCAUACCGUGGUUUAGGGAUCAUAUUUAUUCAAAGUAUCGUUCAGAUCCUGCUUCAGUAACAGAAAGGUUGAGAUGCUUAGCCUAUGGUCCAACUGUAAUUGUGCUUUCUUAUAGCGCAUACGCAAUUAAUGGAUACACAUUUUAUACCAAAGAACAGGAUGAUAAAAGUACUAUGCAAAAUAGUGGUGUUACCUUGGUGGCUGAAGCAAUGCACAUAUCAAGUGCGAAUGACUUAAAUCCGAAAUUUGCAAAUUUGUCAUAUUUUGGGGUUAUCGAGCGCAUUUUGGUGUUUGAUUACGCGAAGUUUCAGAUUCCUGUAUUUGGUUGCAAGUGGGUUGAAAAUAAUAGUGGCAUACGAAUGGAUAAGUCAGGAUUUUUACAAGUGGAUCUCAAUAGGGUAGGGUACAAAGAUGAGCCUUUCAUUCUAGCCUCUCAAGCUAAACAAGUGUUCUAUGUCAAUGAUCCUUCAAGUACGAAAUGGUCUAUAGUGCUUUUAUCUAACAAAAUAGUUGAUGAAAACAUUGAAGAUCAAGGUGAUAUUGGUGUUGGCAUUGAUUCUUGUACAAGAAGCGAUCAAAAUGAGAAUGAAUCUUGUACUAGAAAUGAUCAUAAUGAGGGUAUUUGGAUUAAUCCAACCGUCCGUGUUGUUAAGAGACGCGUUGAACACAAUCCUACCAAGAAAAGAAAGAGACGUUAGUGAUAAAGGUUAAAUGGCUCCGGAUAGAGAUGCUCCACCUGAAAACUCACAAGAAAGAGAUGC